CUCCACCACCGGCAACUUCAUCGCCGGUCGAGCCCUUUCUCUCUCUUUUCCGAUCUUUAUAUUAAAAAAUAAACACAAAAAUAAUUAAAAAAAUCAAUCAAACAUCAAAUUCCAAGUCUAUAUCCUUCUCUUUCUCCUCUUGCAGACCAGACACCUAAAAUCUCUCUCCCAUUUCCUCUCUAUAUCUAUACACAACCUCUACAUAGACGAUAUACACAUUUCUACAACAAUGAAUGUGUAGAAGAAAUGGCGCAGUACAGGCAAUCUGGACACCAUUACUCAAACGGCACGUCGGAUCAUGUCGCCGUUGGGAUUCGUGCUUCUCCUUCGCCGCCGCAGCAGCAGUAUAAGCCGGUUCGGGUUCGCCGAUCUGGUCGAUCCGAUAAAGGCAGAAAUACUAGCUUCUCGAUCGGUGCGGUCAUUGUUUUUCUCUGUGUUGUGCUCGUUGUCACUGUUUUAGCGUACUAUUACCUCUCCAAGGAUAAUAAAGAAAUAAAUGUUCAUAGUGUUGAUGAUGAUGAGAUGAAGACUGACCUUGAUUUUCUCACCAAUGUUACACGGACCGAUAACUUUAGAGUGCUUGGGUUUGGCCAAGGUUCUGUGGGGCAUGGACGGGAUUCUAGGUAUUGGGACAAGGAUGAUAGAAGAAGGGAUGUAGAUUAUAAUAUGGAUGAUGUGGAUCAUGAUAGUAAGGAAGUUCAGGAUGAAUCUGUGGAAAAGGGUUAUGUUCUAGCAAAUGUGAAGAAUGUACAGGAAAAGGCUUCUCAAUAUGAUGCUUCUGACAGUUUAGAUCGAAGAGGAGUUGGAUUGUACAAUGAAGAUGGCCGUAAAGAAUUGAAAAGGUAUGAGGCAGAGUAUGAGGCCUCUCUAAAGAAUGCUGGCCAAUCAAGAAAGGGAAAUGACAUUAAAAAUCGGGCACUUGAUGAUGAGGAUCAUGGAGAGCAGAAUGAGGCAAUUGAUACUGAUAACGAGUAUGAUGAUGGUAUAGAUUCCCAUGAUUUUCAUGCAGAGGAUUAUGAUGAUUCUGAACAUGACAGUGGGGGCCACACUGUUAUAGGCAUAUCCCAUGGUGAAGAUGAUAAAGAAUUCUCUAAUGUCCAUGAUGCUGAAACUAAGGUGCAAAAUAUUGACAAGGGAAAUCGGGAAGUAUCUGAGGAUAUGUUAGAGAAGCCUAUGAAGUCCAGAACUUUGGGUAAUGUUGACAAUAAUUCUCGACAUGUUCGUUCUAGUGGCAGUCAGUAUACAACUAAAUCGCAGUCGGAAUCAAAAAGAAAACCUAGGCGCCGGAAAUUUUCUGGGGGGUGUGAAAUGAAGUUUCUAAAUUCUACCACACAACUUGUGGAGCCUUUUGAAAGUCGGAAAUUUGCAAGAUUUUCAUUGCAGUAUGUUGAAAGGGAGGACAAGCCAAAUGAGGAGGAAGAAUGGGAGCCCAGAUUUGCUGGGCAUCAGACCUGGCAAGAACGUGAAGAUUCAUUUUUGGUACAUGAUCAAAAAGUAAAUUGUGGCUUUGUCAAAGGUCCUGAAGGGUCCCCAAGUACAGGAUUUGAUUUGGCUGAAGAUGAUGCUAAUUAUAUCAGUAGAUGCCACAUUGCUGUAAUCUCCUGUAUCUUUGGAAAUUCAGAUCGCUUGAGGUCACCUGCUGGUAAAAUGGUCACUCGUGUAUCAAAGAAAAAUGUCUGCUUUGUUUUGUUCAUGGAUGAAGUUACUCUGCAAACAGUUUCUUCAGAAGGCCAAAUGCCAGAUAGAGCAGGUUUUAUUGGUUUAUGGAAGAUUGUGGUAGUGAAGAAUCUACCAUAUACUGAUAUGCGGAGGGUGGGCAAAAUUCCAAAAUUAUUGCCACACCGGCUUUUCCCUUCUGCUAGGUAUUCGAUCUGGUUGGAUAGCAAAUUGCGUCUUCAACUUGACCCUCUACUUGUUCUGGAGUAUUUUCUAUGGCGUAAAGGUCAUGAAUAUGCCAUUUCUAAUCACUAUGAUCGCCAUUGCGUAUGGGAAGAGGUUGCACAGAACAAGAGGCUUAACAAGUAUAAUCAUACUGUAAUAGAUGAGCAAUUUACUUUCUACCAGGCUGAUGGACUGAAAAAGUUCAAUGCCUCUGACCCAAACAAACUUCUUCCGAGCAAUGUACCAGAAGGGUCCUUAAUUGUGAGAGCACACACUCCAAUGUCAAAUCUUUUCUCUUGUCUUUGGUUCAAUGAGGUUGAUCGCUUUACUCCUCGUGAUCAACUGAGUUUUGCAUAUACAUACCAGAAAUUGAAAAGGAUGAAUCCUGGGAAACCAUUUUAUCUUAACAUGUUCAAGGAUUGCGAGAGAAGAGCCAUAGCGAAGUUGUUUCGUCAUAGGUCUGAUGAGAAGCGACAUACUCUUCGUCAACAAGCAAUAGAAUGAAUUGCGCAAGAUAACAUUUCUUUCGCUGAUAGCCUAUUUCUGUACAUUAUUCUUGGCUGCAUGCAGAAUUAUCGAUUGAUGACGGUAAGUCCUCUAAAGCCCCCAGAAUGUUACACGAGUGCUAGUUGUCGAUUACCUCAUCAAAUUUUGAAAUUUGAA
Molecule: messenger RNA, 2544 nt
Organism: Jatropha curcas
Lineage: Eukaryota; Viridiplantae; Streptophyta; Magnoliopsida; Malpighiales; Euphorbiaceae
Source: RefSeq, a predicted model, not a curated record